Molecule: messenger RNA, 2523 nt
Organism: Bipolaris maydis ATCC 48331
Lineage: Eukaryota; Fungi; Ascomycota; Dothideomycetes; Pleosporales; Pleosporaceae
Product: glycoside hydrolase
Biological process (GO): glucan catabolic process
Molecular function (GO): beta-glucosidase activity
Source: RefSeq, a predicted model, not a curated record
AUGAAUUCUCAGUCCAACAUCGACCGUUUACUCCAGUCCUUGACGCUUGAUGAAAAGGUAUCGCUUCUUGCAGGCGGUUCUAUAUUCGGAACUGCUGGGAUUCCAGAAAAAGGUGUACCCUCUAUAAAACUUAUUGAUGGGCCGAAUGGCGUUCGAGGAGCUUCUGCAGACGGAAGUACUGCAGCAGCAUGUUUUCCCGCCGCAUGCAGUAUUGCAGCUACCUUUGACAUUGACUUAGCCCGGAAAAUUGGCCAUGCGCUUGCCGAGGAGGCUCUCAGUAAAAACGCACAUUGUAUACUGGGCCCCACCAUGUGCAUUCAUCGACAUCCGCUUGGGGGACGCAACUUUGAGAGUUUCAGUGAAGAUCCUUUUCUGUCUGGAAAACUUGCUUCUCAGACGAUUCAAGGGAUUCAGAGUCUCGAGGUUGGAGCCACGGUGAAACACUUUGUUGCCAACGAACAGGAAACCGCCCGAUUGACCGUGAACGAAAUCAUUUCGGAGCGUGCUCUACGUGAAAUCUACCUCCGCCCUUUCGAAAUAGCGAUCAAAGAGGCUCAGCCAUGGGCAGUAAUGACAGCAUAUAACCAGAUCAAUGGCACACACUGCGACUCGAACAGGUGGCUGUUAAACGAUGUUCUACGCGGAGAAUGGAAAUGGGAGGGUCUUGUAAUGAGUGAUUGGGGAGGUACUAAUUCAGUCAGUGCCAGUAUCAAGGCAGGACUGGACCUCGAGAUGCCUGGUCCACCACGUAUUCGCAAGGCGGAUAGAGUACUCGAAGCACUCCGGAAGAGAGACAUAAAUGAAGGCGACAUCAAUGAACGGGCCCGAGCGAUUCUCACGUUCAUUGAGAAGGCUAAAGUUUCCGAAAGGUCUGCUAUCCCACUCGGUCUGGCUAUCGACAAACCAGAGCAUCGUGCGUUGAUCAGGGAAGCCGGUGCACGUGGCAUUGUACUUCUUAAGAACGAGAGGUCGCUUCUGCCAAUUUCAAAGGAGAAAUUGAAGGGGAAGAAGAUUGCUAUGAUUGGUUUUGCAAAGGAUGCUUUGGCACAUGGAGGCGGUAGCGCCGCCGUAAAUGCGCAUUAUAAAAUCACCCCUUGGAAUGCUCUGCAAACGACACUCAGCCACGGUGUUCAAAUGACCUAUGCAAAAGGUGUUCAUAGAGAGCGCUUGCUGAAACCCAUUGAGAAGGACGGUGAUUGUGGCAAGAUUAUGGGGCUAGAUGGACAACCUGGAUUCACACGCCUAUACUUUGAAGAAGACAGUCCUGCUCCAACGUCCGUUUUACACGGCUUCGAACGCUCAGCAUAUUCACCCUUAGGCUCUCAAGAGUCCAUAUGGAAGCACAUUGAAAUAGUGGGUCAUUUCACCCCAAGAGAGACUGGAACGCAUUACAUCGCCUGUUCGGGCGUUGGGCCAACCAAAGUCCUUAUCGAUGGUAACGCUGUUUUUGAACAGGACACGAUCUGCUCUGAUCCUAUGGGAGCAUUCUUCGGUGCAGCCCAAGAACAGGAAAUCAAAGUGUUUAUGUCCGCCGAAAAAUCAUAUUACAUACAAGUGAUAAGCAGUCCACCGCGGAAUGUUGGAGUUGGGAUCCUAGAAGGUCGUACUGGUGUACGCAUGGGAUUUGCUCUCGAGUCUGAACAUGACGCAGACUUGAUAGGAGAUGCAGUCCGCAUAGCAAAAGAGGCUGACCUCGCCAUCGUUUUCACAGGCCAUGAUCCGCAAUGGGAAACUGAGGGUCUGGAUCAAGAAUCUUUCCAUCUCCCCUGCAAAGGUAGCCAGGACGCGCUGGUGUCUGCGGUCGCUCGUGCCAACCAGGACACUAUUGUGGUAAAUUCAACCGGAGUCGCCGUGGCCAUGCCAUGGAUCAAUGACGUUGCGGCUGUGCUGCAAGCAUGGUUUCCAGGGCAGGAGUGUGGCAAUGCCAUCGUUGAUGUGCUUACUGGCAAAAUUAACCCAGAAGGUCACCUGCCUGUCAGCUUCCCACGAAAACUGGAAGAUGCUCCAGCACACGGAAACUUUCCUGGAGAAUAUAUCGACAACCGCCUACAUGUCAAGUACGCUGAGGGUAUAUUUGUCGGUUACCGACAUUUCGAUCGUAUGGCACCAGACAGCAUCAAUUUCCCUUUUGGACAUGGACUAUCCUAUACGACAUUCGAUUUCCCCGAGAUGGCAGUGAAGAAUCAGACCGAGAAUGCCUUUGAUGUAUUAGUAGACGUCAAGAAUACAGGAGCAGUGGCUGGUGCUACAAUUUUACAAAUUUAUGUUGGAAGAAGCAAAACAGCACAGGAGCAUCCAAUCAAAUCUUUGGUCGCAUUUAGCAGAGUUUACUUGCAUCCUGGAGAAACCAAAACAGUACAAUUAUCUGUUUCAAUAAGGGAAAUUGCGUACUUUAGUGAGGAUCUUCAACAAUGGAUCAUCGACGGCGGAGACUAUGAUGUCUCACUUGGAAGAUCGGCCGUAGAUAUUGCGCAAGUUCGGGUUCUGUACAUAAUGCAAACGAGUUAUGCUCGUUCAUCAUAG